Molecule: messenger RNA, 735 nt
Organism: Tachysurus fulvidraco (yellow catfish)
Lineage: Eukaryota; Metazoa; Chordata; Actinopteri; Siluriformes; Bagridae
Gene: tma7
Product: translation machinery associated 7 homolog
Exons: 3
Coding region: 46-279 (77 amino acids)
Source: RefSeq, a predicted model, not a curated record
CUUUCAGAUUAGAAUUUACUCAGUGAAACACUGCAUAGGUUGCUGAUGUGCACAUUUGUAAUGGAUUACAGUGUGACCGUUUAUGUAUUUGCUCACACAGGAGGAAAGAAGAAACCCCUGAAGGCUCCUAAGAAGCAAUCGAAGGAGAUGGAUGAGGAUGAGAUGGCUUUCAAGCAGAAGCAGAAGGAGGAGCAGAAAGCAAUGGAUGCGUUGAAAGCCAAAGCAGCAGGAAAAGGACCCUUGACUGGUGGUGGAAUCAAGAAGUCUGGAAAGAAAUGAACUGGUGGUGUUGGUUACCUGGAUUUGGGAACGUUGUGUGAAAAACACCAUUCAGUUCUGCUUUGGGGCCACAAAUGCAAAUGUACACAAGCUAGCAUUUUUAAUACCCUCCUGUGAGGAUAGGAAGGAAACAGACAAAUAGUUUUGUAUGUAUUUUGUGUGGAAUCAGACACUGUUCAUUGUAUAAAGGAGUAGAAAAACACACACGAUCUCAGAUUUUUAGAUGUAUAUUAUAAUUUUAAACAUUUCAACCAUGCAUUUAUUUUCCAGCAAACUGGUUCCUUUAUUCCAGGUCCUCUGGCAGGGUUUUCUGUCUCAUGGCUUCAUCUAAUUCUUGCGUUUGGCAGACCCUAAAGCAAGAGGGGUUUUUUUUUGGUCAUUUGAAUUCACUUCUGUUUUGUGUAUUAGGUCGUAGUUGACAAUUUGUGUGUACAAAAUAAAAAAUUAUGCUGCUUA